GAUGAAGUUGUGGCUACCACUUUUGUUUGCUGUGUGGCUGUCAGCUGUGAGCGGAAACAUUAACCGCCGCGCCAGCAGCAGCAGCAGCAGCAGCAACAACAACAACAACAACAACAACCAAAAACGUCCAAACAUCAUCUUUGUCUUAGCCGACGACUACGGCUUCAACGACAUUGGUUACCAUGGCUCCCAGAUUUCUACUCCAACUCUUGAUAAGCUGGCGUCUGAUGGAGUAAAACUAGAGAACUAUUAUGUCCAGCCCCUCUGUUCACCCACUCGUAGUCAGCUCAUGUCUGGAAGGUACCAGAUCCACACAGGCCUCCAACAUGUCGUCAUCUGGCCAGAACAACCCAACGGUCUUCCCCUGGACAGCCCAACAAUGGCGGACAAGAUGAAGGAAGCCGGUUACGCCACACACAUGGUGGGAAAAUGGCACCUGGGAUUUUACAAGGACGAGUACUUGCCCUGGAACAGAGGAUUCGACUCCUACUUCGGGUAUAUAGGCGACCGUGAGGACUACUUUAACCACACAAAUACCUACAUGGACGGUGAGGAGUACCUGGAUCUGCGUGACCAGAACGGACCUGUCUAUAACGAGACUGGACAUUACUCUACUCAUCUCUUCACGGAGAAGGCUAUUGAUGUUUUGCAGGCUCAUGAUUCUAGUAAACCUCUGUUCCUGUACCUGGCCUACCAGUCAGUGCACACACCACUGCAGGUUCCGGAGAAAUAUGAAAGACAAUACACUCACAUCCAGGACUCAAAACGUCGAUCUUACGCAGGUAUGGUGUCCGCCAUGGACGAAGGUGUGGGCAAUCUCACCCAGGCGCUCAAGGACAAAGGUCUGUGGGACAACACCGUGCUUGUUUUCUCUACUGACAAUGGCGGUGCUCGUAGAGGUGGGGCCAACAACUUCCCUCUCCGCGGCGGGAAAAGCACACUGUGGGAGGGAGGUAUCCACGGCGUGGCUUUUGUCACCGGCGGGAGUGUGGCACUGAAAGGAACAGUCAACCGAGAGCUGAUCCACGUCACUGAUUGGUUCCCCACGCUGGUGGGCCUGGCACAGGGCUCCCUCAACGGAACGAAGCCUUUGGACGGAGUGGACCAGUGGGACACCAUCAGUAGCACGCCCACAUGUUGUAAGUUUCCCUUGUGUAUUGUUGUUUCUGCAGAGCCUAACACAUCCCCUGACAAGAACGUGUGGUUGUUCAACAUCACAGCUGACCCGACCGAGCACCACGACUUGUCUGACCAGAUGCCGGGCACGGUCCGGACCCUCCUGGGAUAUCUACAACGGUUUAACCAGCACGCCGUGCCUGCAGUGUACCCUCCCCUAGACAAGAACAGUAACCCAGCGUUGCGCGGGGGAGUUUGGGGACCGUGGCAGUAGUUCCCCUUGACAUUUCCUUGUUUUGUUUUCUUUAUAACUUGUUGUCUUUGCUGUGGAAAAGUUGACAUGCUACAAAUGUUAACGCUUUUUCAGCAGUAGAUCUACUUUGCUCGGAAGUGGGUGUUUCAGAACAGCCUGUGUGUAUCUUGCCGAAAACCAUAGUGCCGAUACUACAUACUACAUUAAUUGCUGUGUGCAGUCUGUUCUUAAACUCUGAUACCAGUUCCUGGUGUGCUAUUUUAAAAUUGUUGUUGUUGUGUUUUUAAAGAAUACAAUUGUUUGCC
Aplysia californica (California sea hare) is the source of this 1674-nucleotide messenger RNA. RefSeq names its product arylsulfatase J. The record is from RefSeq and is a predicted model, not a curated record. The transcript has 8 exons. Lineage: Eukaryota; Metazoa; Mollusca; Gastropoda; Aplysiida; Aplysiidae. The coding region runs from base 2 to 1390 and encodes 462 amino acids.